Monosiga brevicollis MX1 is the source of this 1921-nucleotide messenger RNA. RefSeq lists its product as uncharacterized. The record is from RefSeq and is a predicted model, not a curated record. The coding region runs from base 1 to 1794 and encodes 597 amino acids. Gene Ontology annotation, cellular component: ciliary basal body. The transcript is spliced from 8 exons. Gene Ontology annotation, biological process: protein polyglutamylation; cilium assembly. Lineage: Eukaryota; Choanoflagellata; Craspedida; Salpingoecidae.
AUGGCAGAGGGCGGCACUGUGAUCGGCCUGGUGGGCGAGGCGUUUACCUCGGCUCGGCUGUUGGACCUGAUUCAAGAGCAUGGUCGGGAGAAGCACUUUGUGUGGUUGUUGACUGGAAAGCAACAGGGUUUGCAAGACUGGGAACGCCGCCUUCAAGCCGCGUAUGGCCAGCUGACCGCCGCGGCGAGCAGCCUUGACUAUCCUUUGCUAGCUGCUAGCGUCCUGCCCAUCUGUCGGGCCAUGCAGAAUGAGCGACUACGCAACAUGGAGGCCAUCAUCACUGAUGGUACCCCUGAAAGCGUCACCUGGUCUCAGUGGCUACAACAAGCCGCGGGCGUACAGAUGGCCACGAGUGUGCAAGAUGCCAGCAAUCCUCGGCUUUCUGGAGCGGAGCUCGCCGCCUACACCACACAAGCAGAGGCUCAGCUGAGCCACAUCGUGACAUCUACCAGCGUGUGCCUAGGAGGUACUUUCGACCACCUCCACUUUGCACACAAAAUUAUGCUGACUCUGGCCUGCCUGCGAGCUUGUAGCACAGUCUACUGUGGCGUGUCCGGUCCAGCGCUGCUGGUGAACAAGAAGCAUGCCGCCUGCCUUGAAUCCCUUGAGACGCGGUGUGUUUUGCAAUGCCUGAUGCGGUGUGUAGUUAAAGAGCUAAAAUUUGGCUCACAUGAGAUUAUUGUGUCAUCUACCUGCCUGACACACAGCAUGAACGGCGUACGAACCUUCUUGCAGCUAGCGGCACCUCGACUCAAAGUUGAAUUGCUUGGACCAUUGAAGAUGGCAUCGUCUGGGCGCCGCGUGCCUUCGCAGUCCAUCAAGCCGCUGGACCGCCGUGUCCCCCGCAAUCCCAAGUUUGAUCACGUCAAAUCCAAGACCGAUUCGGGCGCUUCGCUGAACAAGGCCAAAGAACGGGCUGACUACAUUUCAACGCGCUUCAAGUAUCGGCCCGAUGAGAUUUUUCGCCGCAUCAAAGUGAAUACGUUUGUCCAACUGAUGCUUGAAGUGGCAGACCAGGACGGGCUCUCGGGCCUCGAGGAGGACCAGCUCGACGAAGCUGCCACCAUGGCUGACCCCGGUGCUGGAGCGCCCUGGGCCGGCGCCGGUGCUACGUAUGGAGCAGGCUCAGUCGCAACGAACUAUAGCACUGCCUCCUCUUUUGCCAGCUUUGCGACAGGCAUAGGCGAACGAGACACGCAGCCCAAAAUGCAGCGCGCGCCAGUGGACACGUCCUCCCCGUACCUCCUCGUUGAUGUUCGAGACGUUGAUGACUAUGCCAAGUGCCACAUCCUCUCAGCGCAUACAACUGACAAUUGCGUCUACACCUCACGAAUGGGCCGGGCUGCAACAUGUGAUCAGGAAGGGCGCAUCAUCGUGGUGUAUGAUGAAGACGAGACUUUGAGCUGCCACGCAGCAACUGUUCUUGUACAACGCGGUGUAGAGAACCUCUUCAUGCUCUCUGGCGGAUUGCGUGUCUUGAUUGAGAAGUAUCCCGACGGCAUGGUUGUCGGCGAGGUGCCACCUCACCUGCGCCUCAAGGGCCACGCCCAUGCAGCCGUCCCGGUGGCGGCACCCUUGACCAUGGAUAACCUCGAGGUGGUUCGUUCUCGGCUUGAAAGUAAUCUGCUGCAGGACGAUGCAUCGAGUACCGCUAGCUCCACACGCUCGAGCCGCGCACCCUCGCGAACGGCGACCCCGCGAACGGGAGGUGGCGUCGGUGCGAGAACGAUGGGUGCCAGUAAGCCCGGCACGGCUCGGUCAACGGCCACCGCUGCUUCACGCACCUGGCGGUGAUAUGGCCCACAGCCAUGGCCUAGGUCGCCUCUUCUCCUUGUGAACUAGAUGCGCCGGGACACGGGUGCGCAAUUGCGUCACUGCAACACCUCGUCCAGUUUUUCCUUUUCUUUCCUAUUCUUCUCCC